Molecule: messenger RNA, 1965 nt
Organism: Trichoderma breve
Lineage: Eukaryota; Fungi; Ascomycota; Sordariomycetes; Hypocreales; Hypocreaceae
Product: heterokaryon incompatibility protein (HET) domain-containing protein
Exons: 1
Coding region: 1-1965 (654 amino acids)
Source: RefSeq, a predicted model, not a curated record
AUGAAACUGAUCAACGUGCACAACCUGAAGCUGGAGGAAUAUGUCGGCAACGAGAUCCCGCCGUACGCGAUCCUGUCGCACACCUGGGGCGCCGAAGAGGUGACGUUUGAAGAGUGGCAGAGGAGUCCACGGCCGACGCACAAGGCUGGGUUUCGCAAGAUUUUGAAUGCGACGAGACAGGCUGAGCUGGAUGGACUUGAUUACUUGUGGGUUGAUACGAAUUGUAUCGACAAGACCAGCAGCGCGGAGCUUUCUGAGAACAUUAAUUCCAUGUUUACGUACUAUAGCCGGGCGGCGGUUUGUUAUGUGCAUCUCGAGGAUGUGUAUUGGACGAAGCCGGUUGAUGCGGAACCAUCGCAGUUACACGAUCAGCUGCAGGUUAGUCGGUGGUUCACUAGGGGAUGGACGCUUCAGGAGCUUCUCGCCCCGAGGCACAUGGUGUUUUUCGCCGAGCCGUGGGAGCGGUUCGGGACCAAGUCGGGGUUGCUGGGGUUACUGGCCGACAUCACGGGCAUCGAAGAGAAGUUCCUGAGAGAGCCGAAGCAGAUCCUCCACGCUGCCAGCGUUGCGAAGCGCAUGUCGUGGGCGUCGAGGAGGCAGACGACGCGGCCUGAGGACAUGGCGUACUGUCUCUUGGGACUCUUUGGCAUCAAUCUGCCUCUGCUCUAUGGCGAAGGCUGGAAGGCGUUUUUGCGGCUUCAGGAGGAGAUUAUCAAGGCGUACAAUGAUCAGUCUAUAUUCUGCUGGUGCUACAUUGAUGCUCCUGUGGGCUGGCACAGCUUCCUUGCUCCGAGUCCGCGAUCUUUUGCAGACUCGGCUGAUUUUGCCAGUUUUCGAGGGGAUUCCAGUACAACGAUUCAACCAUACACGAUUACCAACGCGGGACUCUCCAUGACCUUGCCCUCGGUUUACACAUGUGAUGGCAGAAUCGUCAUACUCGAUGUAGUACACAAUUACAUCGAUCCCUGGGGCAGCCAACGUGUCGGAAUCCCCGUAACAUGGACCCAAGAACUCGGCUGCUACCGUCGCCUCGAACGCCCUCGCCGCCCAGUCCUAAUUGCCACCGCCAUGAUCGAGCACAAUCCCAGAGAGAAUCUCUACUUCUACUGCAAAUCGCUCGUCCAAGCCGACGCCGCCACGGGCUUCUACGACACCUGGCUCGAGGAAGGCUACUCUCUCCUCCUGACAUUCGACAUGCCCGUGAGGAUAGAAUGGACGAAUGACAGGCGAUCGGACCCGGGGUACGAAGACUCGACGGAAAAUUUCGACUUUCAAGCACAUCUGAGCUGCGUCCGCAUAGAAUACGACAUGCGCGUGAAAAGCACCCAGCACAGAAUCAUCGUCUUCUCCCAUCUAGAAGACUCCAAGAAAUACGCCGCCCUCUUCAUCACCGUAAUAAGAAUGUCCAAGAAAGAAGGCGGCGGCGUAAUCUGGUACGCCGAAGUCAUCCCCCUCCAUAUCCCUCACAACAACCCCCACGGAAGAACAGCGAUCGACUUUGAAUCCCUCGUCAUCGACACCCUCGAAGGCCUCACGGGCCAAAACCUCGGCGGCAAGCCCAUGAGCCGCUCCGUCCAAAGGGGCCUCCACCUCACAAACACGGGCCACAUCUCCGAGACGAGCGCAGAGCUCAGCCGGCACUUCCCCAAGCCGAUCCUCGGAGCGGGCAUAUCCAUCAUGCACCGAAAAGGAGGAGGAGGCGCGAAUAGUAACAAGAGCGCGGGGACGCUGGGCCCAUACUGGGCGGACACACAGCGGGCAUUGCAUGUUAUACUGAAUGACGAGGUUAAUUAUAUGGAGAUUUACUGGCAGAUUCGGGCGAGUCCGGCGCCUUCGGAUUCGACGCCGUGGAUGCCGUCGUAUGCGGGCAUUGAGGAGAACCGGAAAAUGAUACACGGGGUUGUGCUAAGGAAGAAGCAGCGACAGUUGUCUGCAAAACGAGGCGUCAUGGAGUUUUGGGACUAA